Metarhizium brunneum ARSEF 3297 is the source of this 1896-nucleotide messenger RNA. RefSeq lists its product as uncharacterized. The record is from RefSeq and is a predicted model, not a curated record. Gene Ontology annotation, molecular function: catalytic activity. Lineage: Eukaryota; Fungi; Ascomycota; Sordariomycetes; Hypocreales; Clavicipitaceae.
AUGGUCUCGGAGCACGUUCUCAAACUUGUUGGGCAAACCGACACGGUAACCUCAAUCUGGGCAAAGGACCCUUCCAGGCCUCCGAGCGACAUCAUCAAGCAGCUUUAUGGGCACCUUGAAAGAGACCGUAACUGCGAUGGAAGCAAGCAUCGACAACCUGCUUCGCCAGAAGCACAAGACGCAGCCCUGAAGUGCGGCAACUGGGGACCAACCAAGCCAAGCCCUCUCUUCUUGCAAGCAUUCGCAGAUGCUCUGAACUGCUUGGGCCCCGAUCCGCUCUCCGGAGUUGUGUCGCCGCCAUUGAUGGGGUCGCAUGGCACCGUACCGCUUACCGUCAUAGCUCCUGUAGCAGACAUUAUUAGGCACUGCUCGAACCUCAUCGCCCGGGCUGAGAGAGAAGUCUUCUUCAUCACAUGUGCUUGGUCGCCCUCCAUCGCCCAGCGACUGAUCCGAAGCGCCUUCAUGGAGCUGUCGAGACGAUCAGUCGCUCGAGGGCAGCGGGUGACUGUCAACCUCAUGUACGACAGCGCAGGGCCGUCAAACAUACCCGACUCACACCACAGAGUGAAACCGGAGAGCUACACAUCCAAAUCCGUACAGCUUCCCGGCCCAAACGAGAUUCCCAAUGUCGACCUCGAGGUUACGAGUCUACACACCCUGCCGUUGGGGACACAACAUGCCAAAUUUUGCGUCGUGGAUCGCAAGAUUGCCGCAGUCAUGAGCAACAACAUGCAGGACAAUGAUAACCUCGAAAUGAUGGUGCACGUAGAGGGUCCGAUUGUUGAUAGCAUCCUCGACACAGCCAUCAUUACGUGGUACAAGAGUCUCAACUCGCCGCUGCCGCCGCAUCAUCAAGCCUCGGCAUCCGCGGGCGGGCUGCCGACCAAGGACCACCAAGAUCUGUAUCUCGAGCGCUCACCGGGCAAGACGGCAAGCGACGUCGCGCUUGCCGGAGAGGCGCAGACGCAGCUCGCAAAACACACGCCAGAGGAACCGCACUACGACCAGGAUAUCGCGGGUGAAGUUGUGCGAAUCCAGAGCAGCUACUCGGUCCAGGCUGACGAGACUCGCCUACAAGCCGUCAACAGACAGCUAAACAUCCCUGUCAAGGCGCCAAUUGCCCCGACGGGCCCGGAGAUAGCUGACGGCGACGAGAUGACACCAUACAUGGCAUCUACCGGCGCGCCGGGCCCCGUGCCCAUGGCCAUGGUGUCGCGCCCUCCGUAUGGAUGCUUCGACUCCAGCAACGGCUACGUCCCACAAAACGAGGCAUGGCUGUCUCUUAUCCGCAACGCGCGGGAGACGGUAUUUAUCCAGACGCCGGAUCUCAAUGCGGAGCCGCUGCUUCACGAACUGAGGGCGGCUCUCGGGCGCGGGGUCCAAGUCACGUACUACGUGUGCUUUGGGUACAACGACUUUGGGGAGAUGAUUCCGGGCCAGGGAGGCACCAAUGAUCAAGUGUCCAAGUCGCUGGUCGACUCGUUGCCGCCAGAGGGUCCGGAGCGAGCCCUGCUGAGGGUGUACAAUUACGUGGGAAAGGACCAGGACCACCCCAUCCACCACAGCUUCAAGGCACGCUCAUGCCAUGUCAAGCUGCUGAUUGCCGACGGCAGGGUCGGCAUUCAGGGCAGCGGCAAUCAGGACACGCAGUCGUGGUUCCAUAGCCAAGAGGUCAACAUCAUGGUGGACAGCCGGGAUGUGUGUGGUGAGUGGAUGAGGGGAAUCGACAGGAACCAGAACACAAACGUGUUUGGCAGGGUCGCAGACGAUGGCAUCUGGAGAGACAAGGACGGGCUCCCGGGCAAGGGGUACAUGGGCAACCCUGGAAAGGUCCAAGGGCUCGUCAAAGGUGUUGUUGGCAUGGUGGCCAAGAUGGAAGGGCUGGGUGGGUUUUAG